GGGAAAAAAGCCAUCCAGUUCACAACAAAACAUCCAUCGAUUAUCGCGUUUCUCCUGUCGUAGUUUUUUCUAACUUUCAUCAAUUUUGCAAAAUUUACGUAGAAAAUUUACCGAUUUCGACGUUAUCUAUUGGUAACCCUCCUGUGGCGCGUGUUCUGUCUGCUCCAGCUAGCAAAAGCAUUGUAUUUUUCACAUUCCUUAUCUACGAUCCUAGAUCUACUGAAUUGGAUUCCCCACGGAUCAACAUGAACAUGGCAGAGACUUGCCGUCUCUGCCUGGGCCAAAACCCGAACAGUGCCCCAAUGACGGUGGAGGAUGUUGAUUUUCGCAAGAAGGUCGACCGGAUUUUCUUCUUUCGGGUGGCUCGAAAUCAGGACGUUCCGACAAUGGUUUGCGAGGCUUGCAAGACAACGGUGUCGGGAUUCUACGAUUACGCCGAACAGGUUCAGAAGAAUCAGGAAUUUCUGAGGACGGCCCUUGUUCCGACGACUUCUUCCAAUUCGCUGGAGGUCGUGGCCUCGUAUGAAACCGUGGACAUUGAAGACGCCGGCGGAUCGGUCAAAAUGGAGUACAUGGUUAAGAAAGAACCGGACGACGCGGAAUGGAUGGGACUGAAUACUUAUUGCGAGGCCACCAUUGGGGCUGAUCGUUCCGAUGGGGAAGUUCAGGUGGAUUCGAAAGCAUUCAAUCAGAAGCAGGAUCCGGAGUGGACUCCAUUACAGAUGUAUCAAGAAGAGGAUGAUGAUGAUGAAGAUGACGACGAUGAUGUGUCCUACGAUUCCGAUUCCGACACGAAGCCGUACUUAGAAGAAGGCGAAUAUGUGGAAGAUGUGAAACCGAAGCGGAAGAGCAAACCGAAACAUGGUUCUGCGAAAAAAGCAAGAACGGAUCGGAAAUCAGAUGAACCCACGAUAGACGAACUGGUGCUGCAGCAUUACAAGCUUUCUUGCGAUCUGUGCUCGGAACCUCUGGAGGAUUUCACAGAACUUCGGAAGCAUUACAAAUACGUCCAUGACGAGCAGGGUUAUUUGAAAUGCUGCAACAAGAAAAUUUUCAAGAAAUGCUGGAUGGUCGAGCACAUACAACUUCAUCUGAAUCCGGAUGCAUUCCACUGCGACAUCUGCAACAAAAGCUACAGCUCCAGCAAAGUGCUCAAAGAACAUACCAAAGAGGUUCACUCGCCGAACGAAAGUCGUCCUUUCAAGUGCGAUGUCUGUCUGAAGCCAUUCGUAUCGAAUGCUCAUCUAAACGCUCACAUAAUGGUGGCCCACGGGUCCGUCCAGUGUCCGCAGUGUCCCAAAGUCUUAGCUUCACAAGGUUCCUUAAAGAAGCACCUGGUGGCGAUGCACGGCGAUGGAGAGCAGCACGUUUGCGAUGUGUGUGCCCGGGUGUUCCGCUCGAAGCAGUGCUUCGAUACACACGUCAAGGGUCACCUGGGGACGCGCACCGAGAACCGUGUCCAGUGCAGUAUGUGCUCGGUUUGGCUCACGGAUAAGUACUGCCUGACGAAGCACAUCCGCCGGAUGCACAUCCAACCGGAGGUGGCCCUGUCGUGUGAGCUGUGCGGCAAACAGGUGCGCAACCAGGACGCGCUCAAUUGCCACAUGCGCCGGGCGCACACCGAGAGCCGAUUUGCGUGCGAAAUUUGCCACAAGAAGUUCAAACGACCGCACCACAUGAGGGAGCACGUCGCAAUCCAUCAUACCGGAGAAGCCCUGUACGGCUGCAAUCACUGCCCGGAACGGUUCAACACCAAGAACAAACAGUACAUGCACCGGAAGACUGCCCAUCCGGCCGAGUGGGAGGAGGAAAUGCGGAAGCGGGUCAUGAAAGACGCGUAAAAGGAGGUUUUCUGGUGAUCAAUAACCAAAAGUUUACUUUUAAAACGUAUUGUAUUAAAAAGGGGGAUAAAUAAUGGAUCUACGAAAUAAAUUGAUCUACGAAUUGUGUAAUAAAAUUUAUGCAAACAUAACAAUA
Molecule: messenger RNA, 1977 nt
Organism: Aedes aegypti (yellow fever mosquito)
Lineage: Eukaryota; Metazoa; Arthropoda; Insecta; Diptera; Culicidae
Product: transcription factor grauzone
Exons: 4
Coding region: 246-1841 (531 amino acids)
Cellular component (GO): nucleus
Molecular function (GO): DNA-binding transcription factor activity; zinc ion binding
Source: RefSeq, a predicted model, not a curated record